CGCCGGCUGACGAUAUCCAGUCACUUCAGCCACUCGACUUCCAAAAGGGUCGGAAUUUGGAGUUCGUCGGGAAGAAGAGAUGAGUGCAUCUGCUGCUCAUAGCGUCUUUGUGUACGGAAGCCUAUUGGAAGACGAGGUCGUACAGGCGCUCUUGAAACGGGUCCCACAAUCUUCUCCCGCUCUCCUCAAUGGCUACCACAGGUUUAGCAUAAAGGGGCGUGUUUAUCCAGCAAUUCUGCCCAUAGAAAACAAGAAAGUUACUGGAAGGGUUCUCUUGGGUAUUACUGAUCCUGAGUUACAUGUCUUGGACACAUUUGAAGACGUUGAAUAUGAAAGAGAAAACGUCGAGAUCUCAUUAAUAGAUGGUUCCGAGAAAUUACAAGUUCACGCAUAUGUCUGGGGAAACAAAAAUGAUCCAAGCCUUCAUGGAGAGUGGGAUUUUGAGGAAUGGAGGCGAUUGCACAUGGCCGAUUUUCUUAGGAUGACCGUUGGUUUCAUGGACGAGUUGGAGCAGCCUGAAUCUAAACCAAGGGUGGCCACCUAUGAAUCUUUCUUUCAGCAGAAUUGAGAGAAAAAAUUGCUCUCGAUGAAACAAUCUCCCCAUUUCUCAAAUAAGUGUAUGUGAUUUGAAUCUUUCAGCGCAUUGAUAGCACUGACCAUGGUUUCAUCAUCUCGCUAGAGAUGAUCCUAGCCAUCGGAUCUUUCAUCAUUUAUAAACAAAAAAUUCAUAAAACAGUCUAAAUAAGCAUUUUAGAGGUCA
This is a messenger RNA of Magnolia sinica, 760 nucleotides long. RefSeq names its product AIG2-like protein D. The transcript has 5 exons. The record is from RefSeq and is a predicted model, not a curated record. Bases 80 to 568 code for a protein of 162 amino acids. Lineage: Eukaryota; Viridiplantae; Streptophyta; Magnoliopsida; Magnoliales; Magnoliaceae.